Messenger RNA from Agrilus planipennis (emerald ash borer), 1040 nucleotides. RefSeq names its product protein obstructor-E. Gene Ontology annotation, cellular component: extracellular region. NCBI's taxonomy places the organism in Eukaryota, Metazoa, Arthropoda, Insecta, Coleoptera, Buprestidae. Bases 176 to 895 code for a protein of 239 amino acids. The transcript has 5 exons. Gene Ontology annotation, molecular function: chitin binding. The record is from RefSeq and is a predicted model, not a curated record.
CUUCCAUCGUGUCCACUCCCAGCUAACCGGCCAACCAAUUUUGCACCUCCUUGGUCUGCACACCACACUGUAUCGCAACCUCAACUUAAGUCACAUACGCUCACAAUACAGAACACAUUGACAUUACCGUUCUAUUCGUAAACCGUUUUGGUGUGCUGUGAAACCGUCUAGUUCAAUGGCGUCUUCCAAACAGAUUGUCUUCUUUUUCUGCCUUUUCGUUGGAAGUUACUCACAAGAAUUCAAAUGUCCGAAACAGUCGGGGUAUUACCCGGAUCCGAUACAGUGUGAUUUGUACUACGAUUGUGUAGAUGGCAUUCCUGAAGAGAAGUUAUGCCCCGAUGGUUUAGUGUUCGAAGAUAGUGACCCAAAAUACGAAAGGUGCGACAUUCCAACCAAUGUGGAAUGUGGUGAAAGAACCGAAUUGCAGGAACCCAAGCCAACGCCAGGCUGUCCUAGAGCAAACGGAUUCUUCCGGCAUCCGGAUCCAGAAGCGUGCGAUAAGUUUUACAACUGCGUCGAGGGAGUCCCUCGGGAACUUCCAUGUCCUCCAGGGCUGGUAUACGAUGACACACGAAGCACUUGCUCUUGGCAAGCUGACAGUGGGCGAAAAGAUUGUAUAAAAUCGAGAAAAGAGGUCCUUGAUGAUGGUUUUUCAUGCCCCGAUGGUGAAGUUCUCGGGCCUGAUGGACGAGCACUUCCUCAUCCAACAUUUGCACAUGCUGAAGACUGCAAACUGUUCUAUAUCUGUAAAAACGGUGUACAACCUCAGAAAGGAGCUUGCGACUAUGGAGAAGUUUACAACGAGGAUACCAUGAAAUGCGACGAUCCUGCUAACGUUCCUGGAUGCGAGGAGUACUACAAAGAUAAGACAAAACCACUAGCAAUAAACAAAUAGACUAGUAAAGAAGCCAUCAUUGAGUAUAAUAUGAAUAAUAAUUCUAAUUUUUGUUUUCAACAGUUCUGAGACCCCUUAUUAUAAUUACGUUUCAGUAAUUUUUACAUCAUCAGAACAAAAUGUAAAGUGAAUUUAUGUACUUUUA